Messenger RNA from Siniperca chuatsi (mandarin fish), 2103 nucleotides. Its product is annotated as ectonucleoside triphosphate diphosphohydrolase 5-like. The transcript is spliced from 14 exons. Lineage: Eukaryota; Metazoa; Chordata; Actinopteri; Centrarchiformes; Sinipercidae. Bases 159 to 1457 code for a protein of 432 amino acids. Gene Ontology annotation, cellular component: membrane. Gene Ontology annotation, biological process: nucleoside diphosphate catabolic process. Gene Ontology annotation, molecular function: GDP phosphatase activity; UDP phosphatase activity. The record is from RefSeq and is a predicted model, not a curated record.
UGUUCUUUGUGGGCUUUCUGUUUUGUACUGUUUUAUUCUGACGUUCAUUGGUGCGCCCUGCACGAGACCGAAAACAACUUCCAUCACACGCGGGUGACGUCACGAGGAGUCAGCUCCGGGAAGAGUGCAGUGCAGCUAGUCGGACAUCAUGAGUGAAGAUGAAGCUCACCGUGCCACUUCCACUCCUGCUCCUGCUCGCUGUCGCAGGGCUGAGCCGAGCCCAGGUCAAGACCUCUCUCCUGGAUUUGACCAACAGCAUCGGGAGCGUCCUUCCCAGCCUCAGCCGACCAGCAAACCACAGCCGCAUCUUCUAUGCAGUGAUGUUUGAUGCAGGGAGCACAGGGACACGCAUCCAUGUCUACACCUUCAUCCAGAGUGACUCAGCGGAGCUGCCUGGUUUGGACAAUGAGAUGUUCCAUUCCAUAAAGCCUGGUUUGUCAGCAUAUGCUGACUCCCCUGAAAUGGCUGGACACACAGUGAGGAUGUUGUUGAAGGUGGCCAAGAAGACUGUGCCUCGUCUGGAGUGGAAGAGAACUCCAGUGGUCCUCAGAGCCACAGCUGGACUUCGGUUGCUGGCCGCAGAGAAAGCCCAUGCUCUUCUGGAGCAGGUUCAACGUGUGUUUGACGAAUCUCCUUUCUUGGUCCCAGACAACAGCGUCAGCAUAAUGAACGGCACAAAUGAAGGAAUCCUGGCGUGGGUAUCUGUGAACUUUCUGACAGGUCACCUGAAUGCACAAACCAAGAAGACAGUGGGAAUCUUGGAUCUGGGAGGAGGAUCCACGCAGAUAACUUUCCUGCCAAAACUGAGGAAGACCAUUGAAAGCGUUCCUGUUGCUGAUUACGUUGCCAGAUUUGACAUCUUCAACUCAACAUUUGAAUUGUACACUCACAGUUACCUUGGAAAUGGGCUGAUGGCAGCACGACUGGCCACACUGGGCGCUUUGGGUGCAGAAGGGCUGGAGUGGCGGGUUUUUAAAAGUUCCUGCUUGCCAAAGAAGUUCAGGGAUGAAUGGAGCUUUGGAGGGCAGACCUAUCAAGUGAGCGGGGACCCAGAUGGUUAUGCAGGAUACAAGCUUUGUUAUCAGGAAGUACUUAAGGUGGUAAAGGGGAUUAUUCAUCAGCCAUAUGAGCUUGAAGACAGCAAUGUUUUCUAUGCAUUCUCCUAUUACUUUGACAGAGCGGUGGAUGCAGGCCUUAUCGAUGGGGUCCAAGGAGGGAUGCUGGAGGUCAGAGACUUCAAGAAGAGAGCUAAAGAGGUGUGCAAUAAGAUGACCAAGUACCCACCCAUCAGUUCUUUCCUGUGUAUGGACAUGACCUACAUCACUUGUCUGCUCAAGGAUGGGUUCGGCUUCAAGGAGAGCACUGUGCUGCAGUUGACCAAGAAAGUGUACAACGUGGAGGCAAGCUGGGCUUUGGGCGCCAUGUUGGACCACUUCCACAACCUGAAGAUCCACUGAGGAGAAAGGAGGAACAAAUACUGCUGAUUUAGGUGGUGCUCAAUAACAAACAUUUAAUGUGCACUACCCUUAUCUCACGGUCCCAGACAUCUGCACUUUGUUUCAUAAGGGCAGAACUAACCUCUUGAGUAAUUCUUAAUUUAAAAACAAAAAGUAAUUAUUCAAGUGUUAAUAUAUUGGGUUGUAAAUGAGCAAUGUGUUGCCUUACUCAGAACAAGUGAAGCACUGGAGGUUGACAUUUGAGUGAAAGAUGUUACCAACAACACACUCCAUUAAUGCAGCUUUGGGCAUUACUGGAUACAUAAUUUGUUUGAAAUAGAUGUUUUUUUGUUGUUGUUUUACUCUUGUUAGGCUGGUUGUGCUGUGCAAGACCAGUGUUUACAUGCGGCAAUGUAAUAUACUGUGCUUUAGCAGUUUUUAAUAUCAGGUGUUUUGUAAUUAGUAAUAAGGAUAAUGGGGUAUUCACGUGUCUGGUACAUUUAAAUUUGACAGUCAAUCAUAUCAGCCAUUGAAGUUUUAAAAAUAAGUGGGACUCAUUUUCUAUUAGAGAAUAUCAUCACUGCAUUUCAACCUCAGACUUCUGUUUACAAUGAUAAUGCACAUAACAAUGCAUGGUCAUUAUAUUUUCAUAAACCUUUAAACCCGU